CCGUCCCACAAAAGCUUUAAAAUCAAGAGAAAGCUGGGCAAGAAGAUGAAGCAAAACAGGCCAAUCCCACAGUGGGUUAGACUAAGGACUGGAAAUACCAUCAGGUGAGCUUUUUGAUGUGUGCUCUGAUUAGACUUCGAUGGGACAGACGCACAGUCCAGCCUUGCUUUUUUAUUCAUUUAUCACUCCAUAAUAUUAAUUUUACAAAUAAUGUUUUGCUGGGUCGUAUUGGUAUAGUCUAGUGAAAUUAGCCUGAUCAUACUAGCGUAAUUAAUUAAAUUCGUAAACCACGUAAUGAUACAUGAGCUCAAAUAUAAGGUAGAUGGAAAAUACACUGUAUCUUGGUUCAGGAGUCAAAAGAACGUAAGAUAUGGUCGACGCAACCCUUUCUGUCACACUUUCUCCCUUCCUGAGUGCAUCCUAAGUGGACAAAGCUAAAAGCUAAGAGUCAGACCUAUAGUCCAGAUAGGCUAGACUGCAGAUUACCUGCCUCUAUUAAAUCCGUAGCUCAUCCAUCAAAAUAAUGGUAUGGAAAAAGGGUUUUUACCCUGCAUACACUGGAGAUGCUUAACAACUUUAAGAACCCUCUUUUGUUCAUUUCUGUGGCCGCUGGUGUCCCCAAAAUUCCUGGUAAUGGCCUAGGUGUAACAAGUAACUUAUUGACAUGUAUUAGUGAUAAAUAACUAUGAUGCAGGCAUCAAAGGAAUUGUAUUUUAUUGGCAUAAGCUUUGGAAGAUCAAAAUGACUCCAGAUAUGCAGGCUUUAUGUUGAAACACAAACUAGAACCAACUGUAAUAGCUUGUUUAGCAGGCAGAUUAGACUUGCUAAAAGUCAAUUGCGUGAGCGCCGAAAUCGCAAGGGGCGCUCGCUCACAAGCAACAUAAGUCGCAAGUCGACUCGUUUUCAUCUACCCAAGAUUUAAUUUAUUUUACAUAAUGUUGGCAUGAAAAGUGGUUUGUGACAUAGUUUGACAGCCAACAGUGCUCAUAUGACUGGGUGGUCUGGACACUGAGAUAAAUGUAGAUGACCUGACCUGAAACAAAACUGUUUUCCGAGUCUGUCUUUCUGCAAAAUCAAAAGAAGCAACUUAUUUCUUAUACACCUGUUCUUUCAAAGUUUUCUCUUUCCUGUCUUCAUGUCAUUGUUGUCAUGGUGCUCAAGUGUCACCAGACCUGCUUGUUCACAUUACUAACAAUAACAAUUGUAUAAUAUUAAAUGUACAUUACAAUGUACAUAUUGUACGUGGUGUGUACCCGACAUUAUUAUCCUUCAUUCCCAGUGACGCAUUUAUGCAUAGUAAUUAGUGACAAGGAACCUAUGCAAUCAGCUUUUUAUCAAUAAAAGUAAGAUGAUGAAUUUUAAGCCUGGUCAAUACAUGAGGAAGAUGUUUUUCUCAGAGGUGGAUCAGAAGAAAAGUAUGCUCGAUUGUACAGGCCAUAAAGUUGUAGGGUCAACUUCUUUUGGGAAUACACCUUUGCAUUUUUUCUUCUGAGCUGCCUGUGCCACUGACUUAAAAACAUCUUUUUCAAGCAUUUCGUUAUUUGGAAAACAACAAUAGUUUUUAAUUUAACCUCUGCUUGAUGUUAUUCCACUUUAGAUAUAAUGCCAAGAGACGUCACUGGCGUCGUACCAAACUGGGAUUGUAA
Molecule: messenger RNA, 1646 nt
Organism: Porites lobata
Lineage: Eukaryota; Metazoa; Cnidaria; Anthozoa; Scleractinia; Poritidae
Source: the annotation of a GenBank genome assembly